AUGAAGGCAAGUUCCUUGGUUAAAUUUACUCCUGUUUUGGCUGGCUCUGUUGUGAACAUACAGUUGGGCCCUAAUGACCAGUCAUGGGAAGACAGAACAGUAGGGUCUUCAACUGAGACAACUGAGCCAUUGUCUAAAGGAGAGCUAGGGGAUGCAUGUGACUCUAAUCCUUGUGAAAAUGGAGGCAUCUGUGUGUCUGGCUUGGAUGAUUUCUAUUCUUGCGAAUGUCCUGAUGGCAUCACAGAUUCCAAUUGUUCUAGUGUUAUGGAGGUUGGCCCAUGUCUCCCUAAUCCCUGCCAUAACGGUGGAACAUGUGAAAUCAGUGAAGCCUACAGAGGAGACACAUUCAUAGGCUACCUCUGCAAAUGUCCAGUGGGAUUUAAUGGAAUACACUGCCAGCACAAUGUGAAUGAAUGUGAAGCUGAACCCUGCAAGAAUGGUGGCAUUUGUACAGAUCUGGUAGCUAACUAUUCCUGUGAGUGCCCAGGUGAAUUCAUGGGGAGAAAUUGCCAAUAUAAAUGCUCUGGACCAUUGGGAAUUGAAGGAGGAAUCAUUUCUAACCAGCAGAUUACUGCGUCAUCCACCCAUCGAGCUCUUUUUGGGCUCCAGAAGUGGUACCCCUACUAUGCACGACUUAACAAGAAGGGUCUAAUAAAUGCUUGGACUGCAGCAGAAAAUGACAGAUGGCCAUGGAUUCAGAUAAACCUACAACGAAAAAUGAGAAUCACUGGAGUUAUCACACAAGGUGCCAAGCGAAUUGGAAGCCCAGAAUACAUAAAAUCAUACAAAAUUGCAUAUAGCAAUGAUGGUAAAUUAUGGACCACAUACAAAGUGAAAGGCACCACUGAAGAUAUGGUAUUCCAUGGAAAUGUGGAUAAUAAUACACCUUAUGCAAAUUCUUUCACCCCACCAAUAAAAUCUCAGUAUAUACGAUUGUAUCCUCAAGUCUGUAGAAGGCAUUGUACUUUGCGAAUGGAACUUCUUGGCUGUGAAUUAUCAGGUUGUUCUGAGCCUCUGGGGAUGAAAUCAGGACAUAUACAGGAUUAUCAGAUCACUGCUUCCAGUAUCUUCAGAACACUCAACAUGGAUAUGUUCACGUGGGAACCCAGGAAAGCUCGACUAGACAAACAAGGCAAAGUGAAUGCCUGGACAUCAGGGCAUAGUGACCAGUCACAGUGGCUGCAGAUUGAUCUUCUUGUUCCUACAAAAAUCACUGGCAUUAUUACUCAAGGAGCUAAAGAUUUUGGUCAUGUUCAGUUUGUGGGCUCCUAUAAACUUGCCUAUAGCAAUGACGGAGAACACUGGACCAUAUAUCAGGAUGAAAAGCAAAAAAAAGAUAAGGUUUUCCAGGGAAAUUUUGACAAUGAUACCCACAGAAAGAACGUUAUUGAUCCUCCAAUCUAUGCACAGCACAUAAGGAUCCUCCCCUGGUCAUGGUAUGGCAGAAUCACUUUACGGUCAGAGCUUUUGGGCUGUACAGAAGAGGACUGA
Messenger RNA from Python bivittatus (Burmese python), 1491 nucleotides. It is a transcript of the gene EDIL3, whose product is annotated as EGF like and discoidin domains 3. Gene Ontology annotation, cellular component: plasma membrane. Lineage: Eukaryota; Metazoa; Chordata; Lepidosauria; Squamata; Pythonidae. The record is from RefSeq and is a predicted model, not a curated record. Gene Ontology annotation, molecular function: signaling receptor activity; calcium ion binding.